Messenger RNA from Ictalurus furcatus (blue catfish), 1809 nucleotides. RefSeq names its product arginine vasopressin receptor 1Aa (gene avpr1aa). Gene Ontology annotation, cellular component: membrane. NCBI's taxonomy places the organism in Eukaryota, Metazoa, Chordata, Actinopteri, Siluriformes, Ictaluridae. The transcript has 2 exons. Gene Ontology annotation, biological process: regulation of systemic arterial blood pressure by vasopressin; positive regulation of vasoconstriction; G protein-coupled receptor signaling pathway. The record is from RefSeq and is a predicted model, not a curated record. Bases 322 to 1464 code for a protein of 380 amino acids. Gene Ontology annotation, molecular function: peptide binding; vasopressin receptor activity.
GGAGGGGAGUGAGCUGUAUGACUGACUGCAGAUCUGAAAUAGUGUGUGUUCUCACGGUAUAUGAAACGUGACGCAGUUAUAGCUGCUCUGAUCUGAUUUACUCCACAGAAGAAGAUAAAAACACAGAGGAGGAGAGAAACAGAAGGAGCCGAGCUCGUGCCCGUGCGCGCUGCGCUCUAAGAGAAGUGCGCGUUGGAGUGCACGUGGAUGAAAGUACUGUAGCGCGCGCAACAGGAGCAUGCCAUAAAAAUAACCAACUGCGCGUUUUUCCCUCUCAGAGCUGCCACUGUUCACACUCUGUUGGCUUAACCUGACACUCAAAUGACCUCUUUCCUCCAUGCAUCAGCAAUGAAUAUGUCAACCAACGAAAGCGACCCUUUUGGUCGGAACGAGGAGGUGGCCAAGCUUGAGAUCACGGUGCUAAGCCUGACCUUCGUCGUAGCCGUCGCGGGCAAUCUCAGCGUCCUGGCAGCAAUGUGCAAGACGAAGAAGAAGCCGUCGCGCAUGCACCUUUUUAUGAAGCACCUGAGCCUGGCAGACCUGGUGGUGGCCUUUUUUCAAGUGUUGCCACAGCUCUGCUGGAAGAUCACAUUCCGCUUCUACGGGCCAGACUUCCUGUGCCGGAUCGUGAAGCACCUCCAGGUGCUGGGUAUGUUUGCGUCCACGUACAUGAUGGUGAUGAUGACGGUGGACCGCUACAUUGCUAUAUGCCACCCGCUGAAGACCCUGCAGCAGCCCACACGUCGCUCCUACGUCAUGAUCGGCAGCACGUGGCUGGGCAGCCUUGCUCUCAGCAGCCCACAGUACUUUAUCUUCUCGCUCAGCGAGAUCCGCAAUGGCUCCGAAGUCUACGACUGCUGGGGCCACUUCAUCGAGCCAUGGGGCAUCCGCGCCUACAUCACCUGGAUCACAGUUGGCAUCUUCCUCGUGCCUGUCAUCGUGCUGAUCAUAUGUUACAGCUUCAUAUGCUACAGCAUCUGGAGGAAUAUCAGGUGCAAGACAAGGAAUAGGGCGUGCAAAAACGGGCUGAUAGGGAAUAGCUCAGUGAGCAGUGUGACCACCAUAUCUAGAGCCAAACUUAGGACUGUCAAAAUGACAUUUGUCAUCGUGCUGGCGUACAUAGUGUGCUGGGCGCCGUUUUUCACCGUGCAGAUGUGGUCGGUUUGGGAUAAGAACUUCCACUGGGACGAUUCAGAGAACACAGCAGUGACUCUCUCAGCCUUGUUGGCGAGUUUGAACAGCUGCUGCAACCCCUGGAUCUAUAUGAUCUUCAGUGGUCACCUCCUUCAGGAUUUCACACUCUGCUUCCCCUGUCAUCGUAAAAUACACGGCAAUGACAAGAAAGAGGAUUCAGACAGCAGCUUACAGAAGGCCACUGUACUCAUCAAGAUCCCGAAUCGGAGCCCCGUAUGUGGUUUAAAAGACCUCAAACAUUCCUCUAAAUCUACUCAGCUGGAGACGUGAUGCUUUUAGAGACUUAUGCAGUAAAUCUCAAGCAUAGAGAAAGCACAAGAGUCGCAAUCAUCAAGCACAAGAUAUUUCUGUGCCCAUCAAAUGAGCUGGUUUAAAAUGUCUUUUGGCUCAAGUGAGCCUGUACUGCCAUUCUCAUGCCAGUACAAACACCUGAAACACAGAAAUGAAAUGACCUGAAGUUGAAAUACACAUUUCUUGCUUUUAAAUACCUAUAAAAAUGUGCAGCAGUGGAAAACUGUGAUGUAGUACUCAGUGUUCCUGGUCUUCUGAGAACUUGUUUUUUUAAACAAGAUUACACACUGAGCUCCUGGGAAUUUGGUUUCAUAAAUGAUCAUG